Messenger RNA from Hyla sarda, 2131 nucleotides. It is a transcript of the gene PGM1, whose product is annotated as phosphoglucomutase 1. The record is from RefSeq and is a predicted model, not a curated record. Gene Ontology annotation, molecular function: magnesium ion binding; phosphoglucomutase activity. Gene Ontology annotation, biological process: carbohydrate metabolic process. Lineage: Eukaryota; Metazoa; Chordata; Amphibia; Anura; Hylidae. The transcript has 11 exons. The coding region runs from base 249 to 1937 and encodes 562 amino acids. Gene Ontology annotation, cellular component: cytosol.
GUUGCUAUGGGUGACAGCGGCGGCGCCCGUCUCCACACACAGUCCGCGGUGAGGACGUGAUCCCGGGCAGGGAUAGGCGGGGGCUCCGCGCUCAUUGGCCGGGGAGGAGGGCCGGGCAGUCCCGGGAUGACAGCUCAGGGUCCCGGGCGGUGAUUACUAUUGGCCGGGGCUCCUGGCCUCCUCCCCCGGCCCUCCCCGGCCUGUUCAUACACACUGCGGGCUCCAGUGAUCUCCACAUCCCCGGCGCUAUGGUGAAGAUUGAGAUCGUGAAGACCAAGCCCUACCCGGACCAGAAGCCGGGCACCAGCGGCCUCAGGAAGCGGGUCACCGUGUUCCAGAACAACCCGAACUAUGCGCACAACUUCAUCCAGAGCAUCAUCUCCUGCACCGAGCCCGAGGAGCGGCAGGACGGGGCCCUGGUGGUCGGGGGGGACGGACGCUUCUACAUGAAGGAGGCCAUCCAGACCAUCAUCCAGAUCGCCGCCGCCAACGGGAUUGGUCGUCUGGUCAUUGGGCAGAACGGCAUCUUGUCCACUCCGGCCGUGUCCUGCAUCAUCCGCAAAAUCAAAGCUAUUGGUGGAAUAAUCCUGACGGCCAGUCACAACCCCGGGGGCCCCAACGGAGACUUUGGCAUUAAAUACAACACUUCCAAUGGAGGCCCUGCAACCGAAGCUAUCACUGAUAAAAUCUUCCAGCUCAGUAAGACCAUCGAGGAAUUCGCCAUCUGCCCCGACCUCCAUGUUGACCUGGCCACCAUCGGGAAGCAGCAGUUCGAUCUGGAGAAUAAGUUUAAACCAUUUACAGUGGAGAUUGUGGACUCCGUAGAGGCGUACGCUAACAUGCUGCGGAACAUCUUCGACUUCAGUGCCUUAAAAGAACUGCUGUCAGGUCAGAACAGGCUGCACAUCCGGAUUGACUCCAUGCAUGGAGUUGUUGGACCCUAUGUAAAAAAGAUUCUUUGUGAGGAGCUUGGUGCCCCUGCAAACUCUGCAUUAAACUCCACCCCACUGGAGGAUUUUGGGGGAAAACAUCCUGAUCCAAACUUAACUUAUGCAUCCGAAUUGGUAGAGAUAAUGAAGAGCGGAGAACAUGACUUUGGCGCAGCCUUUGAUGGAGAUGGGGACCGGAACAUGAUUCUUGGCAAAAACGCCUUCUUUGUUAACCCAUCGGACUCUGUGGCUGUAAUUGCAGCGAAUAUUUUUAGUAUUCCAUACUUCCAGCAGACGGGUGUUCGUGGAUUUGCCAGGAGCAUGCCAACCAGUGGAGCGCUGGACAGAGUGGCAAAAGCUACAAAGAUCGCUUUAUACGAGACCCCCACCGGGUGGAAAUUCUUUGGAAAUUUAAUGGAUGCAAAUAAACUCUCGCUGUGCGGAGAGGAAAGCUUCGGAACCGGGUCGGAUCACAUCAGGGAAAAGGACGGAUUGUGGGCUGUUCUCGCCUGGUUAUCCAUCAUUGCUACACGGAAACAGAGCGUAGAAGUCAUCCUGAAAGAUCACUGGCAAAAAUACGGACGUAAUUUCUUCACCAGAUACGACUAUGAAGAAGUUGAUUCAGAUGGAGCCAACAAAAUGAUGAAGGACCUGGAGGCCAUCAUGUUUGAUCGCUCCUUUAUUGGGCAGAAGUUCUCUGUGGGGGAUAAAGUUUACACGGUGGACAAAGCUGAUAACUUUGAGUACAGCGAUCCAGUGGAUGGAAGUAUCUCAAGGAACCAGGGCUUAAGGAUCAUCUUUACCGAUGGCUCCCGCAUCAUCUACAGACUGAGCGGCACCGGCAGCGCCGGAGCAACUAUUCGGCUGUAUAUAGACAGCUACGAGAAGGACAUCCCCAAAAUAUACGAGGACCCUCAGGACAUGUUGGCCCCCCUGGUCACCAUUGCACUGAAACUCUCCAAACUAGAGGAGCGGACGGGCCGCACAGCCCCCACGGUCAUCACAUAAAACUACGCGUUCAGUCUCAUCCUCAGAAGUCUAUUAUUUUUGUGUAGAGUCUCUCUCUCUCUCUCUAUAUAUAUAUAUAUAUAUAUAUAUAUAUAUAUAUAUAUGUCCCCAUAGUCUCCAUGUCCUCAUGUCGGUCACAAUCGUGUAUGUACCAGAGAUGGAGAGCGGGAAGAGUAAAAGCGAUUGGAAACGGA